CGAGUGUAUACAGGGGACAGGCCGCCUCGUCGCCGCAUCGCGCUUAUCACAGGGUUCACAUCAUCCGCACGGUAGCAUGUGCCCCGUCGAAGACGCGUCGAGGGCACUAUAUAGGGUCCAUAUGCGCGGAGUCGCCCUUCGUCGCUUCAGGUUCUCCCUUUCUCCUGCGGCACAGACAGAACGAUGGCAAUCUCCCCAGCUCUCCUGGGGCUCGCGCUCUCCUUCCUUCCAUCCCUUACUUACGCCCAGCCCGCGCCCGAGCUGCAAGAACGUAUCUCUGCCGCGAUUGAGGCUGCGGCGAACGAGACGAACCCCGACUACACGUCUUUCGUUAAUGUUUUCAUCGGAACUGACAACUAUGGCGAUGUCUGCCCCGGCGCAUCAGUCCCCUUCGGCGUGGCCAAGAUCACCACCGACAUGACGGGCUACGCCCCCGCAGGCUACAUCACCGACCCCGCCGAGCGCGUCCGCGGCCUCAGCCCCCUCCACGACAGCGGCACAGGCUCCUCCUCCGGCACCUACGGCAACUUCGAGAUCAUGCCCCUCCUCUGCCCCUCUGGCUUCGACACCUGCACCACCCGCCUCGCCGCGCGCGAGCGCUACCGCAAGAACGACACCGACGACGGUGCGCCGGGCUACUUCGCUCUCACCCUCGGCAAUGAGAUCAAGAUGGAGGCAACGGCGACGCGACGGGCGGGUUUGGAGAGGUUCACGUUCCCGGAGGGCGCGAAGCCGUAUUUUGUGCUUGACUUGGCGAAUGAUUUGCCUGGGUCAUUUGCUGGGGGGCAGUUGAAUAUCGAUGCAGAGAAGGGAAGGGUGACGAUUGGAGGCAGCUAUGGGUCGAGCUUCGGCCCCGGCUCCUUCAACUACCAAGCCUUCGCCUGCUACGACCUCCUCGGCCCCGGCAACAACCAAACCCUCGACGAAUACGGCGUCUGGACGGCCAACGCCUACGGCCUUGACGCCAAAGGCCUCGGACAGACGCAGCUGAACUUCACUCGCUCCCUGAUUGGCGACAAGUACGAAUCCGGCGCAUUGUUCUCGUACUCUGGCGAUGCACAGGAAAUCACCAUCCGCGUGGGCGUAUCCUUCGUAUCGACGGAGCAGGCGUGCGCGAAUGCGGAAGAGGAGAUCGGGGAGAAGAGCUUCGAGGACGUGUGGGCGGAGGCGAGGGGUUUGUGGAACGAGAAGCUGAGUCGCAUCGAGAUCGAUGUGGGUGGCACGCCUGCGAAUGUUACGGAGAUGCUGUAUUCGGCGUUGUAUCGUUCGAACCUGACUCCGAACAAUGCUACUGGCGAGACGCAGGGCAAGUAUGUCGGCACCACAUCACAGUACUUCGACUCGUUCUAUGCUAGUUGGGAUACUUACCGCACCUUCUACCCUCUUAUGGCCCUCACCUCUCCUGUCGAGUUUGCCCAGAUUGUCGACUCCUACAUCGAUGGCUGGCGCAAAGAGGGAUGGCUGCCGGAGACUCGCGCAAACAACCUUCCAGGCUGGACGCAAGGUGGCUCCUCCGCCGACAAUAUCCUCUCGCACUUCGCCGUGCACUACCACAACGAAGCGGCUGCGCUCGGCAUCGACCUCGAGGAGCUCUACGCCGCUGUACUCACAAAUGGCGAGAAGAACCCACCGGAGUGGAAUAUCUACGGCAGGCAGAUCAAUGUGUACAAGCAAUACGGCUACGUGCCCGCCGGCGUCCUCGACACGUCCAGCGUCGGGCGUCAGACGCGCGAGGGCAGUCGCACGCUCGAGUACGCAUUCGAGGACUUCGGGAUCCGACAGGUGGCGCAGCUGUUGGGACACGACGAAGAUUUGGCGGAAUAUACGAACCGCUCUUAUUGGUACCGCAACGUCUGGGACCCGAGCGUGGAGAGCGAUGGAUUCAAGGGCUUCCCUCAGAAGCGCCUUCCUAACGGCGACUUCAACUACACGGAUCCCAUCCACUGUUCGCUGAAGGAUGACAACUCGAAUCGGGAGUGCUCGCUGACUGCUGGCAACACCAACGGCUUCUACGAGUCCUCGUCGUGGGAGUAUGCGUGGUUCGUCCCGCACGACACCGCGUAUCUCAUCGAGCUCAUGGGUGGCAAUGAAACCUUCGUCGACCGCCUCGACCACUUCUUUGAGGCUGGCUACUACCUAGCAGAGAACGAACCUUCGUUCCAGACGCCCAUAGGGUACCACUAUGCGGAUCGCCCAACGAAGUCGGUGGAUCGCGUCCGUGAAGUUGUGUUUGAGAAUUUUGGCAUCACACCCGCUGGCUUGCCUGGCAAUGACGACCAGGCUGCCAUGUCCUCCCUCUUGACCUUCCACAUUCUGGGCCUAUAUCCAGUGCCCUCUACCACCGAGCUUCUGAUCCUCUCGCCCUUCGUGCCCAAGUACACCAUCCACAACGCGUAUCUCAACGUCAGCACGACGGUCACUGUCGCCAACUUCGAUCCCAAGUCCGUUGCACAGACCAUUCCUGAUGGUGUCGCCGCCUACGUCGAGAGCGUCGCGAUCAACGGGGAGGAGUUACCUUCGCGGUGCCAUCUUGAUUUUUACGAUGCGUUCCGGCUGGGUGGGAAUAUCACCAUCACGCUGACGGCGGAUAAGGCGGCGGCGGACAACUGCGGUGGCGCGCUUCCCGAGAGUCUGUCGACAGGCGGGUUUGCGACGUCGCGGUGAAGAAAGGACCGGCACGAUGAACGCGAUUAGGCGGCCACGAAGGAGCCUAGUAUCUUGAGGUCGUAGAUAGUGA
This is a messenger RNA of Schizophyllum commune H4-8, 2737 nucleotides long. Its product is annotated as glycoside hydrolase family 92 protein. Gene Ontology annotation, molecular function: carbohydrate binding; peptide-N4-(N-acetyl-beta-glucosaminyl)asparagine amidase activity. NCBI's taxonomy places the organism in Eukaryota, Fungi, Basidiomycota, Agaricomycetes, Agaricales, Schizophyllaceae. Gene Ontology annotation, cellular component: cytosol; nucleus. Bases 184 to 2664 code for a protein of 826 amino acids. Gene Ontology annotation, biological process: protein deglycosylation; protein quality control for misfolded or incompletely synthesized proteins; carbohydrate metabolic process. The record is from RefSeq and is a predicted model, not a curated record. The transcript has 15 exons.